CUAAAAAAGAGGCUCGAGUUUUUGUCGCUGUUAUAUUAGAAAUAAACGACGACGAUGAAGAACACUGAAAGACUCGCCAAUUUGGCUUUAGCAGCUUUUUAUGAACCAAACUAACUACCAAAAUCAACAAGCAAAUGGAUGCACUUUGCAGUUUGAUUCCCAUAUCCCCACCUUUCUCAGCCCAAAUGCAUUACUAUUGUAUCUUUGGAAGUAUUAGAUUUCAUACCUCAUGAAUCUUGGGUUGACAUUGGCACCACUUGUUAUGAAGGUAGACCCUAACUUGAAUGUUAUUUUGACUGCAUGCCUCACUGUAUAUGUUGGCUGCUAUCGUUCUGUCAAGCCAACUCCACCAUCGGAGACAAUGUCUAACGAGCAUGCUAUGCGCUUUCCGUUCGUUGGGAGUGCAAUGCUGUUAUCACUUUUCUUACUGUUCAAAUUCUUAUCAAAAGACUUGGUUAAUGCUGUAUUGACAUGCUAUUUCUUUGUGCUUGGAAUCAUCGCUCUUUCGGCAACAAUAUUGCCUGCCAUAAAACGCAUCUUGCCAGAGCAAUGGAAUAAGGACCUUAUCGUUUGGCGUUUUCCGUACUUCCGCUCUUUUGAGAUUGAGUUCACAAGAUCUCAGAUCAUAGCUGCAGUCCCUGGAACCUUUUUCUGUGCAUGGUAUGCUUCGCAGAAGCAUUGGCUGGCUAACAACAUUCUGGGCCUUGCAUUCUGCAUUCAGGGAAUUGAAAUGCUUUCUCUUGGAUCAUUUAAGACUGGUGCCAUUCUCCUGGCUGGGCUUUUUGUAUACGAUAUUUUCUGGGUUUUUUUCACUCCUGUGAUGGUUAGUGUUGCGAAGUCUUUCGAUGCUCCUAUAAAGCUUUUGUUCCCAACGGCAGACUCUGCACGACCAUUCUCCAUGCUUGGACUUGGUGACAUUGUAAUUCCUGGUAUUUUUGUAGCACUAGCAUUAAGAUUUGAUGUAUCUAGGGGGAAAGAGAGCCAGUAUUUUAAGAGUGCAUUUAUGGGAUACACAGUGGGGUUGGUCCUUACUAUUGUUGUCAUGAACUGGUUUCAAGCUGCUCAGCCUGCACUUCUGUAUAUUGUACCGGCUGUUAUUGGAUUCUUGGCUGCUCACUGUAUGUGGAAUGGAGAAGUCAAACCGUUAUUGGAGUUUGAUGAAUCAAAGACUGCGGUUACAUCUCAAGAAAGUAGCGAUGACAAAUCUAGCAAGAAGGUGGAAUGACUUAGAAGCGCGCACAGGCACUGAAACAAUGUUAGCUUGAGAAGGGAAUUGGUGUUCACUUGAAGUGGCUAACUUGUUCUACUGCAAAACCACUGUAACAGAUUUUGGAAUUAUGCAAGAAAUAAUAUUUAGCCUCUUAAUCCAGAUAACUUCCAUUUUACACAAUUCCAAUUUUCGUAGAUGUUUACAAUGUA
Molecule: messenger RNA, 1419 nt
Organism: Durio zibethinus
Lineage: Eukaryota; Viridiplantae; Streptophyta; Magnoliopsida; Malvales; Malvaceae
Source: RefSeq, a predicted model, not a curated record